UGACACGUUUUUUGGGAGUAGAUUUCAUCAUCCCUUCAAGAUGGCGGUGUAAUAUUUUUGUGGCAUUGUCUUGCAAACGUAUUUUCCUGCAAUUUUCUUGCAGCCAUGGCACCCCUCAACUCAACCCGAUUAUCCUCCGACAAAAUAGUUAUUACCGAUGGCACGAACAUACACAAAGAAAUCCAAGAUGAAUGCGAUCAACGAUUUUUCCGGACUUCUCUCCCUCGAGGAGAUGGAGUUCUUUCCAAAUCUCGACCUUUGCCUGCCUCUGUACGAUGACGGCACAAAUGAUGACGUCUUUCAGAUUGUAGCAAAAGACAACGAAGAUUUCUCUACGGGAGAAAUACUUCAAGAGCUUGAUCUUCAAGGUGGAACCGAGCUUUUAGAGCCAGACUGGUUCACUGAGAAGUUUGACUUAAGCAGCUUUGAACCUUCAAAUUUGACUGAAACCAACACCACUCUAGAAGGAUUAACACAACUUGAAAAUUCACUGUGUGGAAACACUUUUCCAGAUUUGAAUGAUGAGCUUUUAAUUCCAUUACCAGAGGAAAACAUAACCAUCCCAGCAGAGAUGCCUUCAACGCCUGAACAAAAAGUUCCAGAAUUUCAUGCCUUGUCGCCAUACAGUACAAGUAGUGAAGGGUCAUCUGGAGUAUACGAGUCUAGCCCUUCUUCACCAUGCUCAAACUAUUCUGACAACAGCAAUGACAGUACUGUUUCUUUGAAAGAACUCUUGACCUCAAGUGAUUCAAAAUGCAAAGAUACAAAAACACAUGCAAAGAGUGUUUCACACAAGAGGCCAGCCCCCUUCACCGGGCCUACAGGUAACCUACAGCCUCCUAAGCGUGUCAAAACACCUGCUCAAAAGCAAAGAAAACGUGUUCAAAAUAAAGAUGCUGCUACAAGAUACCGUGUGAAAAAGCGUAGUGAACAAGAACUUCUUUAUGAGGAAGCUGAAAAGGCAGAGAAAGAAAAUAAAGAGUUGAAGGACCAAGUUGCAUCAAUUAGCAAAGAAAUUGAAUAUUUGAAAAACUUGAUGAUUGAAGUGUAUAAAACUAAACAGAGACAGCAAAAGGCUAACUAGCCACUUCAGCAACAAAAUAUUAUAUACAUAUGCCUGUAAAUAUGCACUGCAUGCUGCCAACUCAAUAUUGUAAUAUAGAUAAUCACUUUGUAUUGAAACAUUAAAAUAUUUCAUCAGGUUCAA
This is a messenger RNA of Exaiptasia diaphana, 1207 nucleotides long. Its product is annotated as cyclic AMP-dependent transcription factor ATF-4. The record is from RefSeq and is a predicted model, not a curated record. The transcript is spliced from 3 exons. Bases 158 to 1084 code for a protein of 308 amino acids. Gene Ontology annotation, molecular function: DNA-binding transcription activator activity, RNA polymerase II-specific; RNA polymerase II transcription regulatory region sequence-specific DNA binding. Gene Ontology annotation, biological process: regulation of transcription by RNA polymerase II. Gene Ontology annotation, cellular component: nucleus. Lineage: Eukaryota; Metazoa; Cnidaria; Anthozoa; Actiniaria; Aiptasiidae.